UGGCACAUGCACCACCGCACAUGGUCUCGCACUCUCGCAUAAUUUCCGAAGAAUAAUAAAGUGAAUCAACCAGUGUAAAAUUAUGAAUUUUCAGCUUAAGAGUGUCCAAAUUAAAUUAAUUGAACUUUGACUCAACUAAUUACACAUAAUCUACACAUAAUUCACGCGGUUUAUUGACAUCACACUCCAUAUAUACAAACAUUAGCCCACAUCCAAAUAACAUAAACUUAUCAAAACAAAGAAUUAAAGAUUAACAAACCAACAAGUAUAUUUGCAUCAAAGCAAAAGCAAAAGAAAAAAAAAAAGGUAACUAACACCUUCAACUAUAUAUCUUUGUAUCAUUCAUUUGAUGGCAUCCAGUGAAGCAAAAACAAACGCUACUAGCAGCAACAACAACAACGACAAUGAAGUGGUGUGCGGGGCUGAUGAGCUCCUCGACGCGGCCUUAGAAGGCCAAGCAGAUGAAGCUGUGGAAAUCCUCACCAAAGAUCCGACCCUAAUCUGAAUUGGGGAUGCUGUUGGAGACACGGCAUUCCAUGUCGCGGCACGAGCCGGACAUGAGACUACUAUAUCGAAGAUGAUGGAGUUUCUUGACAUGAACAACCAUGUUAAGAUAUUGAGGGAUGUGUUGUGUGAAGGGAACGCAGAAGGUGACACACCCUUGCACUUGGCUCUCAAGAACAGCCAUUUAGACGCCGCUACUCUUCUAGCUAAGAGUGAGACGAGUGUCAUAUACCAGUUCAAUAAUGAUAAAGAGACGCCGUUUAUUCUAGCACAAAAAGCCGGGUAUGAAGAUUUGUGCAUCCGAAUGGAGCGUGUGGGGCGAGACAAGCAACUCUUUCUACCUUCCGAUAUACAAUUGGGUCUCGUAAGAAUGGGGCUUUCGGAUAAUGAUGAUGAUGACGAAGAAGAAGAAGAGUGGAUUAGACUCUUUAAGGCAGCUGCGAGAGGUAAACUAAGCUUGAUCGCACAGAUCAUGGAAGACGACGUUGAUCAAGACAUAAUACGGUACAAGGAUAACACGGAUUGCACUGCGUUACAUAUGGCUGCAUAUCAUGGUCAAACCAAGGCACUGAAGAUGAUUGCUAAAUCAAUGCAAAGUGAAAGUGGUUAUAAGAAAUUGCUGCUUGGGGGUGACCGUUACGGUAACACCCCUUUGUACUAUGCUGUCGAUGGUAACAAAGAGAACACCGCGAUUUAUAUGGUUAAGGAAGCUCCAAGGGCCAUUUACAAAGAAAACAACCAAGGGGACUCGCCGCUGUGCCUUGCUGUAGAGAAGGGUUACUCGGAUCUGGUUAGGGUCAUGAUCGCAAAGGGUUCAGAUCGAUCCAUCAGAAAGCAUCUUCUCAGUCAUGCUAAGAAGGUUUCAAUUGCACAUACUGCCCUUGAGAAGAGAAACCUAGCUGUAUUGAAGGCAAUCAUGGAAGGCCUUCGUGAGCUCAUCGACUCAGCGAACAAGAAAGGAUGGAAGCCUCUUUCAUAUGGAGCGUACAAAGGUUGUUACGAUGAAGUCUGCUACACUGUUCAAGAGUUUCCUGAAUGUGUAAUGAUAAAAGAUAACGAUGGUACAUACCCUAUUCAUAAAGCAAUUACUGGAGGACAUCUUAAUGUAGUCGAGAAGCUUAUAUUGGGUUGCCCUAAUGUACUAAAUUGUUUUGAUAAAAAGCGUAACCUACUUGAAUUUGCAACUUAUUAUAGAAAAACACAUGUCGUCUCUUACUUAAGAGGAUUAAAUUAUUUUAGAUGAAAUUGAACUUAUUACGUGAAGCAGAGUAUUUUAAUUCGUAGAGAAUAUGAAAGUUAAGAAUAGAUUUAUUUCCUCCAACAAUAGCGUUAUUUUCUAGCACGGCAUAUUUUGUUAGACACCAUCCAUAAGACGUGUUUUCCAUGUUGUUUGUAUUCCUUUGAUUAAGAUUGUAGAAUUUCUUAAAGAAACAAUGAAUAAAUCUAGUAUUUUAUAUACUCGAUAAAUUUUUUUUUUUUUUUUUAGUUUUGUCUUGUAUCUCUAUUCUAACGUUAUCCCUAGACUCUGUAAACUCUCCCUCUUUCUCUUCCCUUCCAGUCGACAAAGUAGACAACGAAUGCCCUAUACAACAUACAUUCAUUGAUUCAUGCAAUCAUUAUCAAUGCUUUAAAUGCUUUUUAGGGAUUAGUUAAAAUUGUCAUGGUAGAGUGAUAAUUAAUCGAUGACUAAACAAGUAUCAAGCUAGCUAGGUAAUCAGGACUUACAAGUAUGGCUAUAUCUUCACAAAUUUGAACCAAAUGAACUUGUUAACCACCAUUAUUAUAUCUUACCAGGACAUCGUGUCAUCGUCUUCCAUUAUAACCAAUGCAUCAUUUUGCAUAGGUCUCCAC
Messenger RNA from Chenopodium quinoa (quinoa), 2355 nucleotides. Its product is annotated as protein ACCELERATED CELL DEATH 6-like. The coding region runs from base 578 to 1747 and encodes 389 amino acids. The transcript has 2 exons. Lineage: Eukaryota; Viridiplantae; Streptophyta; Magnoliopsida; Caryophyllales; Amaranthaceae. The record is from RefSeq and is a predicted model, not a curated record. Gene Ontology annotation, molecular function: protein binding.